Molecule: messenger RNA, 1148 nt
Organism: Ziziphus jujuba (common jujube)
Lineage: Eukaryota; Viridiplantae; Streptophyta; Magnoliopsida; Rosales; Rhamnaceae
Product: E3 SUMO-protein ligase MMS21
Exons: 7
Coding region: 138-902 (254 amino acids)
Biological process (GO): protein sumoylation; double-strand break repair via homologous recombination
Cellular component (GO): nucleus; Smc5-Smc6 complex
Molecular function (GO): zinc ion binding; SUMO ligase activity
Source: RefSeq, a predicted model, not a curated record
AAAAAAGGAACCAAAAAAGAGGGAAAAAAAAACAAAAAAACUCAUCUUCCUCCGAACACAGCCACACACGAAUUUUGAGUUUUUUUCUUUAAAAAAAAAAAAAAAAAUUCAACAGAAACCCCGCCAAAACCAACCCAAUGGCGUCGAGCUCCGCUUCUCGUCGCGACGGUAUCACUGGGCGUAUCCGAAAUUCGGCUUCGACUUUGUACUCCGACAGCCAGUCUCUGAUCGCCGAUAUUCGGAAGGCUUGUAGUAUGAUGAAGGAAGUUGCUGUUGAUUUGGAGAGGGACAAUCAAUCUGAGAUGGUAAAGGAGCUAGAGAAUGCCGUUGUUGAAUUGUUGGAUACUUAUAACAACUGUAUGCAUUUCUCAUCAGCAAUUCAAUCUGUUGGUGAGAAAUACCAGCCUGAGCAGGAGCUGACUGAUUUUAAGAAGUUGAUUGAGGAUGAGAUUACAAAGCUUAAGGCUAAUUCACCCUCAGUUCCACAAAACAAUCCUCUGAUACGCCAAUUCAAAGAAGCUGUCUGGAAUGUUCAUCACACAGGACAACUUAUGCCAGGUGACGAGCAGGAGGAUAUUGUGAUGACCAGUACCCAGUGUAAUCUUCUUAAUAUCACCUGCCCGUUAACCGGAAAGCCUGUUACUGAACUGGCAGAUCCUGUUCGAAGUGUGGGAUGCAAGCAUGUUUAUGACAGAAAGGCAAUUUUACAGUACAUAAGAUCAAAGAACUCACGUGGCCAGUGCCCUGUUGCUGGUUGCCCUAAGAUAUUGCAGGAAGAAAAUGUGGUGUGCGAUACAUUGUUGCCCAUUGAUAUAGCGGAAAUGCGCACAAUGACUAGGCAAACUGCUAGAACCGACGUAAUCGAAGAUUUCACCGAGGUUGAUGAAGAAGAUAGUGAAUGAUGAAAGUAAUCGUAAAAAAUUAUCCAAGCGAGCAUUUUUCCUGUAAGAAGUGCACAGUUUGCAGAGAAAGACGGGGUUUUGCUAAUCUUUUGAUAUAGUCUGGGAUUAUGUCUUUGUAAUUAUUCUAAUGAGAUUGGUUGCAAAUUCAUAUCCCAAAAGUUUAUGGACUAAAAGAAACUGUGACACUCUUUUUGCUAACUUUUGGUUAUUUCCUUGGCAAAUAGAAUUUGCGGCGUGUUCUUUUUA